Coccidioides immitis RS is the source of this 3236-nucleotide messenger RNA. RefSeq names its product ankyrin repeat protein nuc-2. The record is from RefSeq and is a predicted model, not a curated record. Gene Ontology annotation, molecular function: protein binding; phosphoric diester hydrolase activity. The coding region runs from base 1 to 3120 and encodes 1039 amino acids. NCBI's taxonomy places the organism in Eukaryota, Fungi, Ascomycota, Eurotiomycetes, Onygenales, Onygenaceae. The transcript has 10 exons. Gene Ontology annotation, biological process: lipid metabolic process.
AUGGCCUUGACUGCUUUGGCUGACCCAUCUUCUUCCACGCAGAAGUUCGGAAAGCAUAUCCAGCGGCGCCAGCUCGACCUCCCCGAGUAUGCGGCCAGCUUUUUCAAUUAUAAGGCCCUCAAGAAGCUUAUCAAGCAACUGAGCGCGACCCCAACGAUCCCAGCCCAGGGAGCUAGUGCGUCUCCUGCGUCGGACACUCUUGAUCCGCAGGCCGCUCUUCGGGCGAACAAGGAGGUGUUCUUCUUCCGGCUUGAGAGGGAGAUUGAAAAAGUCAAUGUGUUUUAUUUACAAAAAGAGGCUGAGUUCUCCUUACGCUUAAAAACCCUACUUGAUAAGCAACGAGUGGUUCAGUCCAAACGGUCGGUAUCAAAUUCGAAGACGCCUGCCAAUUUUGUCACCUUAUUUGAAGGUUUCCAGCAGUUCGAUGGCGAUCUGAAUAAGCUCCAACAAUUUGUUGAAGUAAAUGAAACUGCAGUCUCAAAGAUUUUAAAGAAGUGGGAUAAAACAUCAAAGUCUCGCACAAAGGAGGUCUACCUUCAGCGCGCAGUUGAAGUGCAACCGUGUUUUAACCGUGAUGUCCUCAGGGAUCUCUCGGAUCGUGCUACUACGGCACGAUUGGAGCUAGAAGCUUGGGCGGAAGGUGAAAAUAUACAAUUUGAUACUUCUUAUACUGUUGAACGAUCCAACAUUGUUCCCGAAGAGGAUGAUGCUGAUUUCCAUGCUCUUCACGCCACAUCCACCGGAAACCUUUCAGUAUUGCGGGACUGGAUCUCAAAAUUGCAGUCUUCCCAGGAUGCCGGCACCCGGGUUACGCGCAUAUUUCUAGCUGCGUUAAAUGAAUUCCCGGAUGAGGUCCUUACACUACUUCUUGAUACAGGCCUAGUGGAUAUGCAUGCUGAAGAUGACAUCAACGAGAGAAAUUGUUUGCAUGAAGCAGCUAUCUCAGGACGGGAAUUUGUCCUACGAGCUGCGCUGGAGCGCGGAGUUGACGUUUCACACCCAGAUGUUUACGGAAGGAUACCGCUACAUUAUGCUUGCAUGCACGGCCGGGUUGAAAUGGUACGAGCUCUCGUUAAUGCUGGGCCAACCACUGUCGAUUUCAUGGAUCAUGAUAACUUCACUCCUUUGAUUCACAGUAUUAUUCGAGACCAGCUCUCUUGCGUGGAACAGCUCCUCUCCCACCAUGCACGUAUCAAUCCAGCAUCAGACUCGGAUCAUAUUCCUUUGAACUUGGCAUGCCAACACGCAUCUUUACCGAUCAUACGCAUGCUUUUGGAACAAAAUGCCAAACUACUUCCGGAUGCCGAAGGCUUAUACCCGCAACACUUGGUGGCACGGUCCUGUCGGGCUCCGGAAGUGAUCCUCCUCCUGAAAAGUCACGGUGCGGACCUUGAUCAAAAAGACAAGCUCUAUCAAUGGACUCCACUAUUUCAUGCCGCCAGUGAAGGAUGCGUUAGCUGUCUGCGGACACUCCUAGAUAGUGGUGUUGAUGCCGACACUCUGGAUGAAAAAGGUUUCCCCGCGAUGUAUUAUGCCGUCUGGGAAGGUCAUCUAGAAUGUAUGAUCCUUCUAUGGUCGAGACAGACCAGCUCGAAGCUCUCCCAACCAAGCCUCAAUACCCUCAACGGACCCAAUUUCCGCGACGCUGCCUCAAUGACUUCUCCAGCUCUUGCAGAACCCGGGGGAAUGGAUGGCGAUGGUAUUCCGGACUUAUCGUUGCCUCCCCCCAUUAUUCCACUACGCCGUUACGGGCAUAAUUUCCUGGAUAACAAAACAUUCCUCCAGAUCUGCUUUGAGCCAGCCCCGUCGGAGCCAAUUCUGUUCUACCAAGCGGGUCGUUACGCUGCUGCCAGACUGAUCAUAUCAUCCAAGAUGUCAGACCUGAUUCCGCGGAAUAUCAUGUUGCCUUUGCAAGAGGAUUCCAGGGCUAUAUCGUUCCAAAUUGACCGGCUGGACAAUUUUGCCCUUGAGUUUGAGAUCUUCCCUACAUUUGGCUCUAAGGUAAUCGCGAAAACAGUCGCUCUGCCGGAUCUCUUUACGGGAGGCAUCCGAAGCUCGGGUUCCUACUGUCUGCCUCUUUUUGAUCCAAGGUUACGGCCAAUCGGCGAAAUGAAGUUUAGCUUCCAGGUGAUAAAGCCGUACUACGGAGAGCCUCUUGAAAUAACGCAUUUUGCGACCUAUUGGAAGGCCACUAGCUCUCUAGAUUCCGAUCAUAAUGGGCAAGUCACUGGUUCGAGCUUAUCGGGAGAUUAUGUUCAACUCUUUAUUCAGUUGACAGCGGACAAUGUUCCGGUUUUAUACCCAGAAUUUACUGUCAACCAUCAUGGCAUCGAAAUUCCAAUCUGCCACUUAACCUACGAACAGUUCAAGCUUGUGGGGAACGAACGUCACGCUCAAAUGCAGUCCAGUGAAUCGGCUUUGCUUCAUUCAUUAGAUGCAAUGAGCAUCGAUGAUCUAGCUCAUGUCCAUCGAGUCCUGGCGACAUCAUUUCUACCUUUGCGAGAAGUUCUUGGGCACCUUCCGACCAAUAUUCAUGUCAACCUUUGCAUCCUAUACCCCUCUCUCGCUGAUGCGAAAGAGUUUGGUUUUGGGCCACAAACUGAUGUGAAUGUUUUUGCCGACUCUAUUCUCGCCGAAGUGUUCCAUCACGCCAGAGCGUCCAAAGAAAAUGACCCAUAUUUUAUGCGCUCCAUUGUGUUCACUUCGUACAAUCCUGACAUUUGUAUUGCGUUGAAUUGGAAGCAGCCGAAUUUUCCUGUCGUCCUUUGCAAUGACCUUGGGCAGAUUCGCGACCUAACACGGGAUUCAACCUCGCAGCCGUUGAUUCGCUGUAGCGGACGCGCCUCGAUGUCCAUCAAAGAAGCGGCUCGAAUUGCCCAGAGCAAUAAUUUCAUGGGUUUAAUGUGUCGCUCAAGUCUAUUGAAUGUUAUGCCUGCGCUCGUCGAAUCCAUCAAAGAACAAGGACUUGUUCUCGUGGCGGACACAUCCGAUGAAGCCGGCGAAAGAAGUCGACCCGGUGCUCCGGUUAGAACCGAGUGGGCAUAUCGCAUGCCGACAGGCGUCAAUGGCGUAAUGAGAGGGACUGGUGUCUUGCGGUUUAACGACAGCAUUGAUAUGUGAUUUACGAUUCUGGUUCUACUCGAGAAUUUUUGACAUCCCAUUUUAAUAAUGGCUGAGUGUUGAUUGGCUUUUCUGGGCUUACUUCCAUUAGUACGAACUGUGCGUUCCUUUUUUUU